CCCGCAGCCUCGCGCCCCGGGCGAGCCUGGUCCCGGCGCCGGCACCGGCACCCCCCGCGUCCCCCGGCCAUGGAAGGAGGCGGCAAGCCCAACUCGUCGUCCAGCGGCCGGGACGAUGGCAACAGCGUCUUCCCCUCCAAGCCGCCCGCGACGGGCGCGGGGUCGGCUGGGGCCGAGAAGGGGCCGGGCAGCCCACCGGGGGGCGGCGGGACGGGCGCCAAGGAGCUGGGCAACUCCGUGUGCUUCAAGGUGGACGGCGGCGGCGAGGAGCCGGCCGGGGGCCUGGAGGACGCCGAGGGGCCCCGGCGGCAGUACGGCUUCAUGCAGAGGCAGUUCACCUCCAUGCUGCAGCCCGGCGUCAACAAAUUCUCCCUCCGCAUGUUUGGGAGCCAGAAGGCGGUGGAGAAGGAGCAGGAAAGGGUUAAAACUGCAGGCUUCUGGAUUAUCCACCCCUACAGCGAUUUCAGGUUUUAUUGGGAUCUAAUUAUGCUUAUAAUGAUGGUUGGAAAUCUGGUCAUCAUACCCGUGGGCAUCACCUUCUUCACAGAACAAACGACCACGCCCUGGAUUAUCUUCAACGUGGCGUCAGACACCGUGUUCCUCUUGGACCUGAUCAUGAACUUUAGGACGGGGACUGUCAAUGAGGACAGCUCUGAAAUCAUCCUGGACCCUAAAGUGAUCAAGAUGAAUUAUUUGAAAAGCUGGUUUGUGGUCGACUUCAUCUCAUCCAUCCCAGUGGAUUAUAUCUUUCUCAUCGUAGAAAAAGGGAUGGAUUCCGAAGUUUACAAGACGGCCAGGGCACUUCGCAUUGUGAGGUUUACAAAAAUUCUCAGUCUCUUGCGUUUAUUACGACUUUCAAGACUGAUAAGAUACAUACAUCAGUGGGAAGAGAUUUUCCACAUGACCUACGACCUGGCCAGCGCCGUGGUGCGGAUCUUCAACCUCAUCGGCAUGAUGCUGCUGCUGUGCCACUGGGACGGCUGCCUGCAGUUCCUGGUGCCGCUGCUGCAGGACUUCCCGCCCGACUGCUGGGUGUCGCUCAACGAGAUGGUGAACGACUCCUGGGGAAAGCAGUACUCCUACGCACUCUUCAAAGCCAUGAGUCACAUGCUGUGCAUCGGGUAUGGAGCCCAGGCUCCGGUGAGCAUGUCCGACCUCUGGAUCACCAUGCUAAGUAUGAUCGUCGGGGCCACCUGCUACGCCAUGUUCGUGGGCCACGCUACAGCUCUCAUCCAGUCUUUGGAUUCCUCCAGGCGGCAGUAUCAAGAGAAGUACAAGCAAGUGGAACAAUACAUGUCAUUCCAUAAGUUGCCAGCGGACAUGCGUCAGAAGAUUCAUGAUUACUAUGAACACAGAUACCAAGGCAAAAUCUUUGAUGAGGAAAAUAUCCUCAGUGAACUCAACGACCCUCUGAGAGAGGAGAUCGUCAAUUUCAACUGUCGGAAACUGGUGGCCACUAUGCCCCUGUUUGCUAACGCCGAUCCCAAUUUUGUGACUGCCAUGCUGAGCAAGCUGAGAUUCGAGGUGUUUCAGCCUGGAGACUAUAUCAUACGAGAAGGAGCUGUGGGUAAAAAAAUGUACUUCAUUCAGCACGGCGUCGCCGGGGUCAUCACGAAAUCCAGCAAGGAGAUGAAGCUGACAGACGGCUCCUACUUUGGAGAGAUCUGCCUGCUGACCAAGGGACGUCGCACCGCUAGUGUCCGAGCUGACACGUACUGUCGUCUGUAUUCCCUUUCCGUGGACAAUUUCAACGAGGUCCUGGAAGAGUACCCCAUGAUGAGACGAGCCUUUGAGACGGUGGCCAUUGACCGACUAGAUCGGAUAGGAAAGAAAAAUUCAAUUCUUCUGCAAAAGUUCCAGAAGGAUCUUAACACUGGUGUUUUCAACAACCAGGAGAACGAGAUCCUGAAGCAGAUCGUGAAACACGACCGGGAGAUGGUGCAGGCCAUCGCUCCCAUCAGCUACCCGCAGAUGACAGCCCUGAACUCCGCCUCCGCGGCGGCCACGCCCACCUCACGCGCCCGGACGCAGUCGCCGCCCGUGUACUCGGCGGGCAGCCUGCCGCACAGCAGCCUGCACUCGCCCAGCCCCAGCACGCAGACCCCGCCGCCGGCCGCGGUCCUCUCGCCCUGCUCCUACACCACCGCGGUCUGCAGCCCGCCGGUGCAGAGCCCGCUGGCCGCUCGGACUUUCCACUAUGCCUCCCCGACCGCGUCCCAGGUGUCCCUGGUGCAUCAGCAGCAGCAGCAGCAGCAGCAGCAGCUCCCGCAGCCCCAGCCCCCGCAGCCCCGUCCUCAGUCCCCGCAGCCUCAGACGCCCAGCAGCUCCACGCCUAAGGCCGACGUGCACAAGAGCACGCAGGCCCUGCACAACACCAGCCUGAGCCGGGAGGUCAGGCCCCUCUCCGCCUCGCAGCCCUCGCUGCCCCACGAGCUGUCCAGCCUCAUUUCCAGACCUCAACCCACGGUGGGCGAGUCCCUAGCCUCCAUCCCUCAGCCCGUGACGGCUGUCCACGGCGCGGGCCUGCAGGCAGCCGGCAGGGGCACUGUGCCCCAGAGAGUCACCCUGUUCCGACAGAUGUCAUCGGGAGCCAUUCCUCCCAACCGGGGAGUCCCUCCUGCCCCCCCUCCACCAGCGGCCCCUCUUCAGAGAGAGUCCUCAGUCUUACACACAGACGCAGACGCGGAAAAGCCACGAUUUGCUUCGAAUUUAUGAUCCCUGCUGAUCCUCGAAGCAGACUCUAAUAAACUGAACGUGGUCUGAGAUCUUAUUUUAUUCUAUCUCCUAAUACAUCCCUAUAGCCUACUAUGAAGAGAUAUUUUAGACAGCUCUGGCCUACAUGCAAAAUGUAAAAAAUAUAUAUAUGUAUACAUAUACUAUUAAAUAUAUAUCUAAAAUCCCAAGAGAAGUUCAAAAGACUUGUUUAGCAUUCAGUGUUACAUGUCUUCCUUACUUUAAAUCAUUAAAAGGUUUUAAAAGUUGUAAGAUUAUUUAUUUUUGAUCUACCUUUACUUAAUUCCUUUGAUAUAUGUAUUUUCUCGUUUUUACGAGGAGUUCUUGGAUUCAACGCAAACAAAACUCUGAUUUUAAAAAGGCAACUCAAGUGAGCACCAAUCAAAACUUCUUUCUUCCACUAGCUGUGUCUCUGCGUCCAAAUUGUUAAUCGUUAAUUCUGGAGGAUGAAAUAGUGCCCCCUUUUCUAGAUCUAAAUUCUAUUUUGGUGCUUUCAAUUUUGAAUUAGGUUCAAAAACAAUUAUAUAUGCUUGGCCACAGUAGGAGACUAGCAUUACCACCGUUACAAAUAUCUCUAACCUCAAACAUUUUCAUUGAUCUUUCAGAAAGCUAGGACAUACGUCUCUUUAUGUGUUAUUGGACUUUUACCAAGACUCAGUCAAUGUUAAUUGUAAAUAACUUUUUCCACCCUGAUAACAAUAGCUACUCUGUGCUGUGUGAAGGUCAAAGUCAUUGUCUAAGAAUUUAGUUUUAUUGCUUCACUUCAAAACUUAGAGUUUUAAAUUUUACAAAACCUAAUUGUGACGAUUAUUCAAAUGUAAUGCAAUGGCUUGAAACCUACAAUGUUAUUUUAACCUGCAAUGUUUUAUGCAAAAUUGUAUGCUCGAUUCUACAAAUUGCUUGUAUUACACCAAAAACCAUUACUUUUCUUCCUUCUUUCCAUAAUCAAGCAUCUGAAAAUAGUCCCUGCAUGCUUUUGGGAGAAAAAAAAUAGGUUCAAAGCAGUCAUUGUAGGGAAAGGCUUAUAGCAUUUCUCGUUUCUAGAAAAGUAUAACAAUUUCAUUAAUUGCCUAUCUUAAAAUCCCUAUAAGGCUGACUUGGAUCUCUGACUUAAGUCUAGAAGUGAGGUUUUCACUUUCAUUUAAUAUUAUUACUAUUAUUGUUAUUAUUGUUUAAAUAAUGAUUUGUAAACCACAGCUUGAUUUGGAGUUGCCAGUGUGUUCUGUCUUCACUGUAGUUGGAAGUUUACCAUGGUGUUGAUUUAAAGAAAUAAACACAGCAUCUUGUCUGUUUGAGAACACACAUUUUGCUCUGUGUAUAUUGUAACUGAGUGGUUAGGACAUCGUAAGGCCUGUGGUGAUAAUGUAGCCCUGAGACAGGGUUUGGCACUUUAAAUGGGCUGAGAAAAGCAUAGCAGUGGUGAAGGAAAGCAAGGUCGAACUGAAUGUGAUCACUGUUUGUGUGUUUAUUUGUCUGUUUCCUUAACUCUUUCCAUGAUCUGGGAGCUUCUUCUUCUUCUGAAAGGAGUCCCUUAGUAAUGAUCUGUGCCUGAUGCAUCCCACGAAUGUGGGGGGUGACUGGAACACAAUUGGAAGAUUCCUAAUAACCGACUUCUGUAAAUAACCCAAGUUGGGAGAAGGACCUGAAGUGGAGGUUUCGGUCUUUCUGGCACUGGCGAUAGACUUACGAAGAACUUAAACAAGAUCGCUCAUGGCGUGGGGAGGGCCUCCCAGAUAGACUUGAGGACAGAACCCCAAAGCAAAAGCAAAAACUCUAAAGUGGAUCCAUGCUGCCUGUUAUGCCUUUUAUGGGGAAAAUAUCACCUAUAAUACCAAAAUGAGUUGUUAUGUUUAAUUUCUACCAGAUCCCAGCUUGAGUGGAUCAGCAGAGCUAGUCCGUGUGAUGUCUUGGUGAUCGUGUGGUAACACAGGAGGGCGUGUCAGGGAUGAUGGGGUAAGCAGGAGCUUGUUCAGUCUGCCUAGAACCUAUGGGAAAACUGUAAGACCAUUUACAUAUCAGUACAAAAUCCUUUAUUUUAUUAAGAGAUUGAGAUUUAACUUCAAUUUAUUAUGAUCAUGUAUUGAUCCUUUAAAUUAUUAAAGGUUUACAUUUGAUAGGACUAAUGGGUUGGGUAGUGAAAUAUUUUUAUAUGAUAUAUAAAUUUUUGGUUUUUUAUUUCAAGGACUAUUGAGAAACAUAAGCAGAAUUGAAUUGAAUUGCAUGGUCUUUCAGUCCAACCAUAAAAUUUGUAUUCCUUUUGUAAUAGAAUGGUCAAAAAGCUAUGGUUUAUAUGUUAAACUCAUGAAGUGGUACAGGGUAAAUCAUAUACAUAUAUAUGUAUAAUAUAUUCUUAGGUUAAGAAAAAAUUGACUCACAUUCCUGUAAUAUGAAAGUCAAUUGCUAGUUGAAAAGUGACCUUUUUUCUCUGUACAUAGCUAAACUCAUGGGUAUGGAGUUUUAAUCUGUACAGAAAGAAAUGUAUUAUUGAAGAGAUUGGUCCUUCUGCUGCUGGGAAAAUAGUAGACUAGCUUCUUACAACAAUUGUAUGAUCAGGGAUGAGUUAGAGAAUUUCUUUUGUCUUUGCUCAAAGCCAUACAUAUAUAAAUAUAUAAAGAUUAUUAAUAAAUUCAACAAAAUUAAACUAAAAUCAUGAAUAUUUUAUUUUAUUAAUAUAAUCAGUACAGAUUUGACUCUGUCUUUCUAUCUGAACAUCAUGAAGUUUCCAGGAUGGCUCAUACUUGAUAAUCAUAAAAUUAACUAUAGAUAUUCCAUAUGUAACUGUGGAAAGACAGGAAUUCAAAUAGAACAUGAGUUUCCCAAUUAGUCCUGUGUUUUGUUCUAUAUAGUACAAGUUGAGGUUUUUAAAAUUCUAUUUCCUGUAAUUCCUUAGCAUAUGGUUGUCCAAUCUCAGACAUUUCUGUGGUAUCAUUGAAUACAAGGAUGGGAAACAAUUGCAUGGCACAUGCAUGAACCGAAAUCUGCUCGACCACCCAGUUCAGAACAGCCUGUAGGGCCUGCAGCGGGCUGAACUGAGUAUUCUCAACCAUGGUUUAUCUCUACUUCGUAACAGCAAAUCUCAUUUGGGAGUUCACUAAAACUCAUUGGAAGCCCUGUUUUCUUAAUUCAUAAUCUAGUUUGUCAUCACUGUUUGCAAUCAAACAAAAUGUGGGUCUUUCUUUUUACAUGUGGCUCAUGAUUAUCUCUGAAGGUCUCCUGGACGUGUUCAUGAGCCUUUAGACAUGUACAGCUUCCCAACUCAAACUCUUAACAUGCUAAAGUUCUGUAAUACUUACCUAGGAAGAUCUAAUAACUGUAAAGCUUUUCAUAACCUGUUUUUAUUAACACUUAUGAUUUGGGGUUCUUUCGCAUAGUUCUUUUCAAGUGGAUGAUUAUUUACUUGACAUCACCUUCUGUCUUUCUGUCUGUGAAGAAAUGCUAUUUUUGGCCAGUCUAAAGUAAUUCCUGCCCGUACCUCAGCAAAACAUACUUCUCAAGGCACAUGCUUCUUUGAUGGAAGAAAAAGGCAAGGUUUCUUGCAAGAAGAGUUGUGACAUUUCUAACCAUGUUACAGCCUCCCCAAAUUAGGAAGCAUCCCCAGACUUAUGUUACACAAAGAAACCAGGAACUUGGAAAUUUUGAAAAGUGGUUUUAUUUUCUUAUUUUAUAUCGGAGAGCCAGAAAAAUUAGGGAGAUUAGCCACCAGACAAAACAAAGUCAUGUCACAUCUCAGUUCUUAAACACUUCUAAUCUUAUCUUUAUACAUCAACACAACUCAACACUUCUACCUCCUCACUGCACCAGGAACUGUUGUGGCGUCCACAGGAGCCAUGGACCCUGGAAUUCAUAAGAAAGGUAACUUUGCUGACAACGCCUGUUGGAAAACAAUUCAGGAACAGUGCAUGUAAAAAGGGAACGUGACAGUGGAGGAGAGCAAAUGGGUCUCUGAAAGGGCUUCCAUAUUCAUUUAGACAGUGAAGAGCAUCACAGUGCUAGUUCUGAUGAACAAAGGGGACUCUGACACAGAAGAGUUUAUGAAGAUUCACCUUUAGAAAAUGUGACCUAGAAUUCGCUUUAUUAUGGAGGGGCUGGUUUUUUUGUCAUCGCUUAGUAUCCCAUGCUCCUUACUUUCCUUCUGACAUGUUCAUAGAUCCAUCAGUCUCUAAAGAUGUUUCUUAUGGACCUUUUUUAACAAUGUACUUAAUAAUCUCCUUGUUUGCUGUGACGAAUCCUCUCAGAUGAUCCUGUAAUUUUGCUUAUAGUGGAGCUAAGAAUGUGUGCCUGAAGCAAAGACAUGCAUUCCAAAUGAAACCACAAAUUUUUCAUUAGUAGCGAAUUAAAAAAUGAGGUGGAAUUGGUUUAUAAUGUCAAUGGAAAUGGAAAGAUAAAGGAGGAAGCUGUAGGUUAUAAACAUUCAUUUUCAACAUACUAGAAUUAUAGGGAAUGUUGGGAAGGAGGAAAGUUUUUGAAAAGCAUCAAGACAUUUUUAGAGCUAAUCUUCCCUUUCUGACCUACACGAUAUUAACAAUAGCACCAGUGUAAAUCCUGGGCACUUCACUUAAAAAAAAAGUGACUAUUUCGGAAAGGGGAAAAUAUAGAUUCAACUAAGAUUGUGAAAAGGCUGGAAAAUAUGGCCUAUUCAGAAAUAAGGAACAACCAGAGUCAGCUAGUCAAAGUAGAGUGAAGCAAACCUACCCACAGACAAAGAAGGCUCUGCAGGAGGGGAAUCUGAGGGUGUUCAGGGCAGGCACAGAGCCAGGGGGCUUUUGCAGCUCCCAAAGCUCUCUGUACAUGGGGCUGUCAUUGUCCUUGUUUUCCAGAACCUAAAAAACGUCCAAACUCAACUACGACCAUGUACACUCAUGCCAUCAAAGAUAUGUAUCUUCUCAUGUACUUGCAGUAGCAGAAUUCUUUAUGUAAAGAGUUUCCGCCAGCAGGUACCAAUCCCUCUGGAUUGUGAGUUUGUAUGGAGAAAAUAAAAAUUAAAAAAAUUUCUGAUA
This is a messenger RNA of Artibeus jamaicensis (Jamaican fruit-eating bat), 7730 nucleotides long. RefSeq names its product hyperpolarization activated cyclic nucleotide gated potassium channel 1 (gene HCN1). Gene Ontology annotation, cellular component: membrane. Gene Ontology annotation, biological process: potassium ion transport; transmembrane transport. The record is from RefSeq and is a predicted model, not a curated record. The transcript is spliced from 8 exons. Gene Ontology annotation, molecular function: voltage-gated potassium channel activity. Bases 70 to 2715 code for a protein of 881 amino acids. Lineage: Eukaryota; Metazoa; Chordata; Mammalia; Chiroptera; Phyllostomidae.